AUCCACACAUCCACCAAGGAUCGGAUUGUGCAUCCCUAGCUGCAGUUUUGUGCUUGUGACUCAUUUAUAUACUCUUUGUUGUGACUUGUGAACCAAUUGUGAACUUGUGAUUGCUUAUUGCUUGUGAUUGGUAUCGUAUCGUUCUAGGUGAUAGUCAACUUUAUGUGUGUUUAUUAUCUAUGAUAUUUGGUCUAUUUGACGUUGCUUAUGUAGUGCUAAUUUUAAUUUAAAUUUUAAAUUUCUUCAAUUAUAAAGUUGUAUGAAAUUUGUUAUAAAAUGAUUGAUAAAGUGAUAAAAAAGAUUAUACCCUCGGAACCCUCUGCACUGGGAAAAUUAUACCUCUUGUCCUAUAAUAUUAUUCAAACUAUAGGUUGGUUUUAUUUAUUAUGGGAGUCAGCAGUUCAUUUUUUAAACCGUGGAACACUUGCAACAUAUUGGGGUGAAGUAAAAUGGACUAUUAUUAUAUUUCAAAAUGCUGCAAUUUUAGAGGUAGUGCACGCGGCUUUGAGGUUGGUGCCGUCAGGUGUGAUGGUGGUCCUGAUGCAGGUGUAUUCUCGUGUGUUCCUCGUGUGCGGCGUAUUGUUGACAACACAGGGCGCCCCCGCCAGCCCCGGUUUGCCGCUCUGUGUGCUCGCCUGGUCCAUCACUGAGAUCGUACGAUACGGAUACUAUGCACUCAACUUGACUAAUUCCGUGCCACAAUCUCUGCUCUUUUUAAGAUAUUCGACUUUCCUUGUAUUGUAUCCACUUGGGAUAACGGGGGAACUGCUGUGUAUGUAUCAUGCUCUCGAUGAAAUUGCUUCCCAUAAGUUAUUUACAGUUCUAAUGCCAAAUAAAUGGAACUUCAUAUUUAAUUAUUAUUACUUUUUAAUAUUCUAUAUGCUUUUGUAUAUUCCAUUAUUCCCUGUCUUAUUUGGACAUAUGUUAAAGCAGAGAAAUAAAAUGCUAAGUAAAGAUGUUAAAAAGCAAAUAUAAGCUUAAAUAAUUUUCUUAGACAAAUUAAAUAUUUUUGGUAAUUUAUUUCUAUUUAUAGUUUUUAUUUAUUUUCAUUUCUUUGAGUGGCCAUAAUUUGAAAAAAUUAUUACACUUUUGUUUUAACGAGACACGUUGUCGAUAGCACCAAAAUUUGAAUUGAAAAUGUUUUUGAGUUGAAUAUUUUUGAUUUACAUACGAGUAAUAUAUUUUCAAAAGAAGUACUUUUGUUAUAUUUAUAAAGUAAAUCUGUAUUUAUUUUGUUAUUUAAAUAGGUGAUAAGUACAAUGGCUUAUAGACGCUAAGAGUCGGUGAUGCUGGAAUAGUAACAAUAUAAUCUGUUUAAUAAAUAAAUAAUACGUAAUUAUAUGGUUAUUAUGUGGUUUGUUAAAUAUUUCAAAUGUCUGUAUUUGAAUUGUUUGGGUCAUGGAAAAUGUGGUUGAUAAAUACAUAUUUUACAUUAA
Papilio xuthus (Asian swallowtail) is the source of this 1436-nucleotide messenger RNA. The record is from RefSeq and is a predicted model, not a curated record. Lineage: Eukaryota; Metazoa; Arthropoda; Insecta; Lepidoptera; Papilionidae.